AUGGCAUCAAACCACAAGAAGAGACCAAAAUCCCUCAAAUCCGGCCGUCCCCCAACAUCCCAGAAUCAAAACCCCAAAACCCUCUCCUCAAAAACAACCCAAGCAAAAAUCGUAAAAUUCCACCACCUCAACAAAUCCCUCGCGUCAGCAAAGGCCUCAAACAACACCUCCUUAAUCCGCGCCCUCGAAUCCGAAAUCUCAAGCCUAGGAGGGUUAAAAGCCUACCAAGAAGCCUCAAUCCUCGGCCAAUCGAGUUCCAGAGGCGGAGAUUCCAGCAUCGUCCUCGUAAACUGGCUCCAACAAGAACAACAACAGCACCGAGAAAAUCUCCGCAUGCUAGAAAUCGGCGCCCUCUCAACAAGAAACGCAUGCAGCAAACAUCCCAACCUAUUCACAGAAAUUUCACGAAUUGAUCUCUCUUCCCAAGCCCCAGGGAUUCUAAAACAGGACUUCAUGCAUCGUCCUUUACCCACAUCAGCAACAGAAUUCUUCUCAAUCAUCUCGUUAUCUUUAGUCCUAAAUUUCGUCCCCACACCAGAAGGACGAGGGGAGAUGUUACGCCGAACGACGAAAUUCUUGAAGGCAGGAGGGAUGUUGUUUUUAGUGCUUCCGGCACCUUGUGUUUUGAAUUCGAGAUAUUUUGAUGAUGAGAGACUGACGACUAUCAUGGGGAGUUUGGGGUAUGUGAUGGUGAAGAGGAAAGUGAGUAGGAAGUUGGGGUAUUGGUUGUGGGAGUUACGACGAGAGGGAGGAGAUGAAGGGGAGCAGGUGUUUGGGAAGGUUAAGGUGAGGGAUGGGCCGGGGAUGAAUAAUUUUUAUGUUGAGUUGAGGGCGCCUGCGAAGGAGGUUGUGUAG
Messenger RNA from Pseudocercospora fijiensis CIRAD86, 855 nucleotides. RefSeq lists its product as uncharacterized. Lineage: Eukaryota; Fungi; Ascomycota; Dothideomycetes; Mycosphaerellales; Mycosphaerellaceae. The record is from RefSeq and is a predicted model, not a curated record. Gene Ontology annotation, molecular function: rRNA (adenine) methyltransferase activity. Gene Ontology annotation, cellular component: nucleolus. Bases 1 to 855 code for a protein of 284 amino acids. The transcript has a single exon.